AUGCUUCUGGCUCUUUGGUGGACAGAGGCCGGAAUCGCGACAGUUAUUGUCGGUCUCCGAAUGUAUACGCGAUACUCAAUGAGAGCCGUACUCAUUGAAGAUUGGCUGAUGCUCUUGGCGCUGUUCCUAUUUUAUGCUGCAUUAGCUUGCUCUUCUGUGCUGGUCCACUACGGCUUGGGCCGACACGCAGAUGCAUUGACACCGGACGACAUACUCCAAGUCGCGAAAUGGAACUGGAUUCCCCAGCCGUUCAGUAUCAUGAAUCUCGCUGCUGUCAAACUUUCCAUCUCAUUUCUUCUUUUGAGGAUAUUGGGACCAUACGCGAAGUGGUCCAAGUUGUUUCUGCACGUGAACAUGGUCUUGUUCACGGCCAGCAUGGCCGUCGCUAGCAUUCUCACAUUUGUUCAGUGUGAUCCCCCUCGGGCUCUGUGGGAGCCAGUCCCUGGCGCGAAUGCAUUCUUGGAUUUCGCCUUGGCCUUGCUACCCCUUACUAUCCUUCGUGGACUAAGUAUGUCUUUGAGAAAGAAAACGGCUCUGGCUGGGCUAUUGGGGGCGGGUGUCCUGUAA
Molecule: messenger RNA, 567 nt
Organism: Diaporthe batatas
Lineage: Eukaryota; Fungi; Ascomycota; Sordariomycetes; Diaporthales; Diaporthaceae
Exons: 3
Coding region: 1-567 (188 amino acids)
Source: RefSeq, a predicted model, not a curated record